Penicillium hordei is the source of this 1461-nucleotide messenger RNA. RefSeq lists its product as uncharacterized. The transcript has a single exon. The record is from RefSeq and is a predicted model, not a curated record. NCBI's taxonomy places the organism in Eukaryota, Fungi, Ascomycota, Eurotiomycetes, Eurotiales, Aspergillaceae. Bases 1 to 1461 code for a protein of 486 amino acids.
AUGGGCAACGAAGACAUCAACCGCAAGGACGUUUCGACUCAGAAAGACUGGCCUGAUGAUGAGAACAACCCUUUCGUCGCCUUCCGGCGCUACGCCGAUGAACAGGUCUCCACCAUGCUUCAAUCUAUCACGGGCCUCCCUUCGAUGGUAACACAACCUCACAACGGUCAUUGGGAUAUAUUUGCGGAUAAUCAAGGCUAUCAGAAUCAGAUGGCUCGUCAAAGAACCAGUGAUAAUACGGACAACAGCAGCUAUCCAACAGACCAAGACAGUGGAAGUGGGUAUCCAGGUAACCGAGAUGGAGAUGAUCCACGCAACUACGGGAGUAAUUCACGCCCACGAUGGCCUGAGAAUGACGAUUCAUGGAAAAAGUGGUCUAAUGGACCAUCUGACUUCUUCGGCCUCGAUUCCUUCUUCGACCGGUUCUUCGAGGAUCGGUUCUUCCCUUUCGCAUCGCAACUCCUACACUCUGGCCACAACCUUCUUCUCCGGGAUAUGUUUGAGGACACUGACUCGCCAGCCUGGCCGAUCGGGUAUAUCCUGUUCAGCCCAUACUCGCCUCUCCACCUAGAACGUCAAGCACAAUACCAAGCGCAACAGGAAAAGGGCGUUUUCUCAUCUCUCAUGUCAUCUUUGCAUCUCAACUCCGACCGUGACCCUUCCGAGCCACAGUGGCGAGAAGCCUUUGAGGAUUUACUUCGACUCGAGAACGAUAAGUCCAUGCUCGAUCGCAAUGCAUCCAUCACGAGAUCCGAGUCCGGAAAGGACUGGCUACAAGGGCUUGUUAAAAGAGGUAGCCUGGGAGAUAAGUGGAAGUAUGUGUAUGGCAGAGAUGGCCAGCCUUGGUCUGGCGUCACGUUCUCUGGUCGUGCAGCCCCAGAGCAGGAACGGUCUCCGUCUCGAUCUCUACCCGAGAAAGAGAAAGAAUCUACAGAUAUGAAGGAAGCUGAGAGCGAGCUGGACCUAUACGAACGCUUCUUGCAUGACAUUGAAAACCGCGAACGUGAAUUCUUCCGCGGCGUCUCCGAAAGCCCUCUUCUGCGUCUCCUCCUGGAGGAGCGACGUGACCAACAGGAAGAACUUGAGAAAUACAGGCGCAGCCCUCCGAAGGCCGAAGACCAACACAGCCAUGAGGAUAAUGAGAACUGGAUCGAUCUUGUGUCUGGCGGGAACAAGAAAUCUGUUCCUGAAACACCCAGGGAUUCACCCACCCAAAUUGACGCCAAACCAACUGGAGCUGUCUCGGAACCAGCGCAGCCUCGUGUCAUCUCCACUAUGACCCGAACGGAACGCGUGCGGCUUCCCGAUGGCUCGGUUGAGAGCAAGAUCGUCAAUACAAGGCGUUUCGCAGAUGGCCGAGAGGAAAGUGACGAGUCUGUUGAGGUGUCUCGUCCCCAGGAAGGUUUGGAUUCUAGACCUGAGUCCGACAAGCCGAAGAACGGUUGGUUCUGGAAAGACUAA